AGAUUUUUUCUCAAACACAAGUGGCACAGAAAAUUGUACGACUCAUGCCGGUUGAGGACACCGUUAAAUUAAUCGUUCAAUCAGUCAUCAACUUUUUCGUUUGCUUUUACAAAUCCUCAAACCUUUCAUGGAAAGUUGGAAGAUCAUAAUCCAAUUAUAUCGUUAAUGAGGCUACCAGAUCUUUCAUCGACAAUUGUUAUUCUCAAAUUCACAUAUUUCGAUUCACGCGACUUUAAAAUAUUGGCACACGAGAUACCAUUGUUUAAUUUUUGUAUAAGUAUGCUUAGGUGUUUCAUUCUUUCAACACGAUCAAUCAUUAAAUUGGGUUUGCCAAAUUUGGAGGAUGGCAAACACCGAACUGGAGCAGCUGGAAAAAUUUAUAUCAUUAAAAAAUUUGAAAUGAUACAUCGCAAUGGCAAUCUCCAAGUUACCAAAACACCGAGGUCACCAAAUUGGAUAUCUUAGGCGUCUAAUUUGUGGAAAAGAAUUGCCAAUAAUUACCUGAAUUCAUCAUCAUCACUUACCUACCUAUGUAAUCGAUCUGGAGAACGGUGAUUUCUUCACUUUUUCCCCACCGAUAUGCGAUUUUCUUCCUCAUGGUACUUUUUAGCUAAUACAUUACUUUUUCUAAAAAUUGGAAUAAAUUAAAAAUUUUGUUGAUAAAAACCAGAGGAAUUCAACAGAUAUUCGCAAAUUGUCUGACAUCCAAACUAUAUGGAAUUAAUUAUCGAAUUGGGUGAAGUCUCGUGACGAAUUAUUCACUGUCUGGAUUGAGUUAUGUGUACGUCAACAGGGCAUAAAACAGCACGUGCAUUUGUGUCAUACGCGUCCAUGCGAUCAAGUGUGAACAACACUUGAAUGAACAAUUGUGUUAGGAACCAGGUAAUAAGUGUGCAGAUGCUGUUGAAUCUACCGAGCUUAUUUGUACGUUAUUUACACAGACAUGACGUAUAUGGUGAAGGUAAAUUUGGAUAAGAAUUUUGGGUGUUUUGAGCGGACCCCCUUGAUCUUACAAUCAGAUUACUGAAUCCUGACGCGAUUCCCAAUUUUCCAUAUCAUUCGAACUGGUCAAUUGUUUACAUAUUUCUUUAUCAGGAAAAAGAAUUCAUUCAGAUUGAAUCCCGAUGCGACAAAAUUCGCUGUUGAUUUUAUUGCGAAAAUCUAUUUCCGAUCUUCCGCUAAUUUGAUUAACUUGUACAUUCACGCGCAACUUCAUGUUCCGAAAUUGUAUGCGAAAUGAUAAUCAAUAUAGACAUAUCGAUGUAUAAACGUCUCAAAAAACUAAACAUGGCUGAGAAUUUGAUAUAAAAAUUUUUCUACAAAAAUAUGAACAAAUGAUUUAGGAAUAACACAAAUUUUUGGAUCUACGAAUUAUUCGUGCAGUUAGAUCACAAAAUGGAUCACAAUGAAUGUACUGAUCGAAUGCAGCUAGUUGUUGCGGCAAUGACUAAGGAUUACGAAAAAGCACGAAAUCUUGCUAAUGCGAUACUCAAAAUUCACCCCGAUGAUCCAACCGUGCAAAAGUUUUCGUCCACGUUAGAAAAGGAAAUGAAUAAAAGAGAAAAAAUGCCAGAAGAUGACAGUGAAGAUGGCAGUACAGAAACGGACGACGACGAUGGUAAUAAUAGCGAAGAUAGUGCAAGUAAAAGUGACACUGACAGCAGUACCGAAAGUAACAGCGACACCGAGGAAACUAUCGUCAUUAGCACCGACAUUGUCAACGUUGGUGACUGCAAAACUAAUUCAAAGAUCAAUCGAGAGAGUAUAGAAAAUAAACACCUUGGAGCUGAAUCAAAACGAUCAGGUAAGAAUUCCGAAUUAGAAGGUAAAAUCAUCAGAGUAUUACCCGUAAAAUUGAGUCCGCUGGUGCGUUAUAACAGAACCAUUUAGCGUCAUACGUCAAUUAAUAAAAAAGGUGCGGAUCUAAUUUUUCUCUUUUCCAAAUUUAAUACGAAUAUUUGAUAAAUUUAAGCAAUAAAACGUGGAUCAGCUAGGAUAUAUAAAGCUCUUAUAGUUUUAUUACAUAUUGAAUUUUAAUUACAAUCAUGUAUACAUACAUGUUUCAUAAAUUAUAAUAUUUAUUGAUGCGGUUUUGAUACUGCGUAAUGAUAAUUAAUUAUAAUAUAGAUAUACGCAUAUGUAUAUUGAACAUGAAAUGCAAUUCAAUCAAUUGAACAAUCAAAU
Molecule: messenger RNA, 2184 nt
Organism: Athalia rosae (coleseed sawfly)
Lineage: Eukaryota; Metazoa; Arthropoda; Insecta; Hymenoptera; Athaliidae
Product: serine-aspartate repeat-containing protein G-like
Exons: 4
Coding region: 1396-1890 (164 amino acids)
Molecular function (GO): protein binding
Source: RefSeq, a predicted model, not a curated record